Adineta ricciae is the source of this 396-nucleotide messenger RNA. NCBI's taxonomy places the organism in Eukaryota, Metazoa, Rotifera, Eurotatoria, Adinetida, Adinetidae. The record is from the annotation of a GenBank genome assembly.
AUGUCAUUAUGUGGCUUAAUCAGUUUAAAUCAUGCUAUGUACCUGUCAUUUGUUCUUCAUUAUUUACCUGUCGAUUUCAAUAUUAUUUUCAAUCAUGCAUUUAGUCAAAUGACGACAACAUUUUUCGUCUUAGCAUGUGUUAAUCAUUAUUUUGUUUGUCAGAAUAAACAAUUUCUUUUCUCAUUCAAUCUUUAUCAAAUCAGUAUUCGAAUUAUUCCAAGUGUUAUUAUAUUCUGGCUUUGUCUCGCUAUAUUCUCAACAAUGUUCGAUUCCAUUGCUGAAAUAACAUAUGAUGCAUCACAAGGCAUCGAUGAAAUUAUAUAUACUAUUUAUAUUCUAAUUAGUCUUGAUAUUUUUCUAUCAUUAACUUCAAUUGCUUUUGAAUCAUUAACUUGA